Molecule: messenger RNA, 3088 nt
Organism: Drosophila obscura
Lineage: Eukaryota; Metazoa; Arthropoda; Insecta; Diptera; Drosophilidae
Gene: Pask
Product: PAS domain-containing serine/threonine-protein kinase
Exons: 3
Coding region: 109-3021 (970 amino acids)
Biological process (GO): negative regulation of glycogen biosynthetic process; intracellular signal transduction; protein phosphorylation
Cellular component (GO): cytoplasm; cytosol; nucleus
Molecular function (GO): protein serine/threonine kinase activity; ATP binding
Source: RefSeq, a predicted model, not a curated record
AAACACGGUUGGUUCCCAUGUUUUUAGUGAUUUCCCUUCGAUAUUAUUGUAGGCUGCUUCAAAACUACAACAUCAGAUUGCAGAGGCUGGAAACUAUUUUAACCAUAAAUGGAGGAUCAUUGCGGCAUGGUGGAACCUACAAAUGGUGAAAGCACGCUCAGUUGUUCCCGCUCUUAUCAGGACACGUCGAGCAUUAUAAAUAUGAUGGAUCCGAACUCCUUUAAUAUGCCUCCUCCUAACCUGCAUUCCUCGAAGGGGAUAAACCCGAACAAGGCAAUAUUUACAAUAGACUCAAAUACUGGACAGAUAUUCAUUGUGAACAACAAAGCAUGCCACUUGUUGGGAUAUACGUCGCACGAAUUGCGAAACAAAAGCUUUUUUGAUUUAUUAAAUUGUAAAUCAGAAAGUCACAUUUCGUCAUUGGCGGAAAUGCAAAUUGACGUGGAUGAGGGCAGAGUCGUCCUGCUCAGUGGCAAAGUGAUAGAAAUGAAGACAAAACAGAGCACCAAGAUAUUGGUCUCGCUUUGGAUUCGACAAAUAGACAACGAGGGACGGAACAUAGCGGUCGCCGAGCCGGUUCAGAGACACAUUUGCCAAAUAAGUAUUGACCGCUUCGGUGCGAUAACAAUGGCCGACGCUGCCACUGCAACAAUAUUCCAAUACUUCUCCUCCGAGGACGUCGUUGGCGUGAAUAUCACAACGCUGAUACCCUUCAUAAAACUCCCAGAUCCUGACAGUAGAGAGAUAUCGAAGAGCCUGCGCAAGCAAAGGGCCACAGGACGCACCACAGACAACGUUAAGUUUCCUCUGUGCCUGCUUGUAACUUCUCCGGAGUCGAGUGGUUCUUCCACGGCGUAUACCAGCAAUACGUGCUUCAACAUAACCGUGUGGGUUUUCCAAAAUCUGAGUGGACUUAUUGUUGUUGAUGAAAUAGGCAACAUUCAGACUUGCAAUCAGCCGUUUUCUGUGCUGAUGUUCGGAUACGGCCAGGAAAAAAUAACCAAAAUGCAUAUAUCAUCAAUACUACCCAAUUUCGGCAAGGACUUUCGCGAGGACAAGAGCCCAAACGUCUCGAAUACAUCCAUAACCAGCAAUGAUUGGGAGCCAGACACAGAUCCAUUUAUCGUUGACAACGAGUCCUCGUUUCAAUCUUGCAAAAAACUGUCCACAAUCCCACCUGCAAGUGAACAUUCCCUCAACGAGGCGGGACUCAAUGGUGAAGCCUAUAACCAGGAAGAUAGCAGCGACAUGUUUACCAAUAUUCGACCGCCCGAAGACAUUACAAUCGAUGACAUUUUGACACCAGUGAAUCCCUCGAAAAAGUUCCCCUCGGAUGAGUAUGAAGAGUCGCCAUCCCACCAAAACGAAAUGAGCCUGGACAAGGCAAAGUCGCCGUCCACAGAGGCAUUUGAUGCUUCAAGCAGUAAUCCAGCAACGAAGCUACUCAGCUCCAUCAAUGGAAACUUUCUGGGCGAGGCCAUACACGCCGAUGGAACCGUCAUAGACGUUGUCUACUCGGUAUUGCUCCAUGUGUUGCCCUGCUCGCGCCGUGUGUAUUGCAUUUGGGUGUGUCGAGACCCAUCCAAUCGCUUGGAGAGCGACAAGUACAACUAUGCCAAUCUCACAUCAACAUUCAACAGCAUGGCAAGCACCAUUGAGCAGUCCUUGGGACAGGUGAUUAAAACGACAGCAGCUCAGAACUCCAGCAGACCAAACUCUCUCUCACUGAUGUCCAAAUACGACGACGAGCUCUACUCCGGGGACUACAGCAAGCACUACACUUCAAUCAGGCAAAUUGGCAAGGGAGCCUACGGAUAUGUUAAUAUGGCUUUUCGGAACACGGAUCGGCUGCUGGUGAUAACAAAGUUCAUUUUGAAGGAGAAACUUUGCCCUCAGUUUAUGAUUAAGAACCGGGACGGUAAGGAAGUUCCUAUCGAGAUCCAUCUCCUGCAGACCUUGGACCACAAGAACAUAGUAUCCGUGUUGGAUGUUUUUGAGAAUGAUUUAUUCUACCAGCUGGUGAUGGAGAAACACGGCUCGGGGAUGGACCUGUGGACGUUCAUUGAACGACGGCCAUUAAUGGAGGAGAAGUUGGGAAGUUAUAUUUUCCGGCAAAUCGCAGAUGCCGUCUAUUAUUUGCACGAGCAGAAAAUACUCCAUCGUGAUAUAAAGGACGAGAAUAUAAUCAUUGAUCAUAAUUUUAACAUCAAGCUAAUAGAUUUCGGCUCAGCCACGUUCAUGGAAGAGGGUAAAUACUUUUCCACGUUUUAUGGAACGACCGAGUACUGCAGUCCCGAAGUCCUGGCUGGCAAUAGAUAUGUUGGUCCCGAGCUUGAAAUGUGGGCCCUCGGCGUCACUCUGUAUGUCCUGAUGUUCUUCGAGAAUCCAUUUAUCGAUGUCGAAGAUACUGUAAAGGCAGAAGUCCAAAUACCAAAGAUGGUAUCGGAGCAGCUGAGUCGUCUUUUGACCUCCAUGCUGAACAAGGAUCCCAAAUACCGCUGCACAAUGCUGCAGCUGAUCAACGAUCCUUGGCUCACGCAGGACGUCAGUUCUUCGCAGUUUAAUUUCUCAUGGAUUGUACCGUGCAAGGCGUAUGAGGCAGAGCCGGACAUUCAUUUCAUGGGCUACUACUCCAGCACAUCAGUACUGUCAACCAUUUCGCCGCAGGGGAGCUUCUCUCACAUUGAAGACUCGUCCAUAGGCGGGCCAGAAGAGGAGCUGCCAAAGCUGCCAGCAACUCAAAGGACGGGCCUUAAACUAUAUAAGAACAUUGAAGCUAAGCAUAAUAAGAUGGAAACUCUGUACGCGAAGCAAUUUCAACUGAACUCGUCAAUCAGUAAUCAUGAAUUGAGAUUAUCGUUACCUGCUGCGAGCCACACCACUGAGCCCGGAAAGCAAAUAUCCUCUUCAAAAUCGGAAAACGAUAUAUUCAAAAACAAACUCGAACCCUGCGUCUCUGCCUAUAACGUAGUUAGCCUGCACGACGUCAACACGAAACCCAAAACGCUGAACUUGAAGUAAUACUUGUACUUGUGCUCGUAUGAUUCGUUUUAUUAUGUGUGGUGUGUAAAUUUUAAGUAUAACUACC